Molecule: messenger RNA, 702 nt
Organism: Hibiscus syriacus
Lineage: Eukaryota; Viridiplantae; Streptophyta; Magnoliopsida; Malvales; Malvaceae
Product: sm-like protein LSM8
Exons: 6
Coding region: 185-481 (98 amino acids)
Biological process (GO): mRNA splicing, via spliceosome
Cellular component (GO): precatalytic spliceosome; U4/U6 x U5 tri-snRNP complex; U6 snRNP
Molecular function (GO): RNA binding
Source: RefSeq, a predicted model, not a curated record
ACCAAAACCCCGAUAAUCUAUUUUCGAGCUCUUACUUGUUCCCCUUCUCUCUACCCUAACUCAGCCGGCAUACUUUGGAAAACCCUACCCGACAAAUAUUCGAGUUCCUAACUGACCCCUUAAGCUGCUCCGCAUUAGAAAAUUGUCUUUCUAAUCACAUUUACUGCUGUUUCCGAGCUUCAAAAUGGCAACUGGCCCUGGACUCGAGUCUCUUGUAGAUCAGAUGAUCUCGGUCAUUACCAAUGAUGGACGCAACAUUGUGGGAGUUUUAAAAGGCUUCGACCAGGCCACAAAUAUCAUUCUCGAUGAAUCUCAUGAACGUGUGUACUCAACCAAGGAAGGUGUUCAGCAACUUGUGCUGGGUUUGUACAUAAUAAGAGGCGACAACAUAAGUGUUGUCGGUGAACUGGAUGAAGAGCUUGAUUCUGCUCUCGACUUGUCCAACGUUAGAGCACAUCCUCUGAAGCCUGUUAUCCAUUGAUCAAACUAGGGAAUUUUGUAGAGUUGCUUGGAUCAAGUUCCUAAGAAAACAUGUUAACGAACAUAAAUAUGGUGAUGACAAACCGAACGUGUACUGAUUUUUGGAUGCAUUUCUGUGUCAUAUUUUAGGGGUACAAGUUUUAACUGCGUUCGUAUUGAUCAUGAGCUAGUAUGGAAGGCAAAAAAGUGAAAUGCAAUUUCUAUUCAGGACUCAGUGAUGUU